This is a messenger RNA of Ceraceosorus bombacis, 6923 nucleotides long. NCBI's taxonomy places the organism in Eukaryota, Fungi, Basidiomycota, Exobasidiomycetes, Ceraceosorales, Ceraceosoraceae. The record is from the annotation of a GenBank genome assembly.
AUGGAGUCUCUACCGUACGAAGUGCUCUUGGAGGUCGUAGGAUGGGCCGCCGCCCUGGACAAGACGACUGCCUUUUCUCUCACCCUCACUUCUCGCAGCGUCAGACGUGCUGCUUUGCCAGCUGUCUACGCGCACGUCUAUCUCCGUUCAGGUGCCCGCGUCAAGAGUUUCGUUUCAGCUGUCAAGGCGCGCCCGUCUCUCGCCGCACAUGUCCGUCAGCUCUCUCUUGAAGAUGCCAGCCUAGCAUCCACGAGCGCUUGGAGCUGCGGUGUAGGCCCAUUCGACUGCGAUGACCACACCUCGUGGAUGGAUUUGUGCGCAAUGAUAACCCAACUCACCAAAGCUGGAACCCUAAGGUCUCUUGCUCUCUCAACGACAGCCAUCAUGCGUCUGUAUACCGACAGACACACGCGCUGCCCUCGUAGAGGAGACUUUAAGCCCGGUACUGGCCCGAAUUUGCCUGCCGCGCAUGCGUUCGGCAAUGCAAGGCUGUUGGUAGAUGAUCUCGUCAUUUCAGGCUGCGACGAGCAACAGCAUCUAGUCAUGAAGAACUUCCAUCCUCGAUCCACCCUGACCAUCUACGGUGACGAAUGCGUGUGGUCAUCCGAAAUCGUUUGGAGCACGCUACGCGCCUUUCGAGACAACGAGGAAGGGCCAGAGCAAGCGCAAUGCACAGAUCAUGCAACACCCGAUCCUGAAGCCUACGAAAAUAGAGUCGACGCACCUCAGUCAAAGUCUGGAUGCUCGGAAGUCGAGCUUCGGCUCGUUGUGGGAAGCGUCAUGGAUCCGCCACGUCUUGUACGGAAAGCAAGCGAGUUAGUUCUUCGUCGAGCUGGUGAAGACGCACCUUUCAGCAGCGUGAUCCUCAAGAUUCGCGACGUAGACGACCGUGCUGCAUGGGCUCAAGAAGCGGUGGACCGAGUCAAAGACUACGCCGGUCAAGUACCGAUCGAGAUACGUCGCUGGCACGUUCACGGUGGACGGUUGGUGCAGUAUGCAGCCGAGCGCAUGGACUGGUCAAACGGAGUCUGCUUUGAGACAGUCAUGGACGACACCGAAUCAAUCAUUGAGGGACGUCUCCCAACGAGCUCGUGGGGUCCGCACCAACUCUCUUGGUGCGGCAUCUCCCAGUGUAACCCAGAACUCGGCUCUGAUCCGUACAACGUGCGGCACUGGGCACCCACGACUGCAUCACGCAACAGCCCAAACCAUCCCUUCACCAGCUUGGAUUCGUGCUAUCCUCGAGACUGGCAUCGCUUCAACUUCAUGUCGUGAAUCAAGCAGCACAGCACAAGGUCUUUUUCAUUUGCGCAAUCACGGAACAUUGUAAAGAGGCGACAGCAAAACACCUCGCUCCGCUCGAUGACCUGUACUUUACGUCCACUGCACGCAACAAACGAAUGUCCCUCAACCUUGCCUUUGUGCAUAUAAGCUUCGACGUGCUCCGGCUACACGUCCUUGCGGGGGUGUCAUUGUCAAUCAGCAGCAGGUGCGGCCCGGCUCAGCUCCAUAGCAUGUCUGCAUGUGGAUUGCUUGACCACUCUGCUAGAAGUCUUUGCCGUUGACAGCCCCGCACUCACAGGCAGCACACGCCCUCCGGAGUGGCAGGCGAGAGCAGUCACGCGUAUGCUGGCCGUGUAGACGUAGAGCGAUGCUGCUGACCUAGCUUAAAUGUAUUCACAAAUUCAAGAUUCCAUUCUGAUCAAGUUCAUUCUGAUUCAAGGUUCCAUUCGUGAUUCUGAUCAAGUUCAUGCACCAUAAUAAUAGGCAUUUAGUCCUUGAUCCAAAUUGUUCUGCUCAUACACACGCUCAGCACGCGGGCGUGAUGGUGCGUCGGGGACCCUCAGUCACGUGAGUCACAACUCCUCGACUUCAACCGUCGAGCGCCAACGAACCAAAAGAGGCGCCACGCCGAAGCGGACGCUCCACACGUGCGUGCAGCAAAGCGUGAUUGCUACGCGUACCCAUACAUGCAGCAGCUGCUGGCCCUGAACUCAUCGCAGAAUCAAAUAGUGAAUGCGCGCACCACUCGUCGUGACUCGCGCGCGGCACUCGAUCGCGUUGACUGCAUGGUGGCAGGUGGCUGAGCAGGUCAUUGGCGUGCGACAGGGACCUCCGCGCGACCUGAACAGCUAUGCCGGUACCUACACAAGUGAUUACGCUCAGACCAGACUUGCUCGUUCUUCCUCUCUCUACACGCCUACGCAGCGGCAACGCACUCAUACUGUGCUGACCGUUCACGCAUCUCUUUCGAUACCUACCCAAAGAUUCGGGCAGCUACCAAGCGCUUCAUUUGUCAUUCCCUGCACCACGAGCACCCGACCAAACCCAAUCCUCUUCUGGGCAGGGCGGCUACAAGAGACUGCGCCACUUCUCUAAAGCCGGUCGGACGCACGCGUGGGCUCAACGCGCACGUACGUACGUGGUCGCUGACCAUCAUCUUGACAAUAGCGUCGCAGAGAUUGACGUUGUCGCACAUUGGCGAACAAGCAAGUGCUAUUGCGAGCCUUUUGUGCCAGCAGGUGGCGCUCGAGUCUGCUUGCAAGUGUCGAAAACUUCUGCUUCGGUGGUAGCACUUGCGCAGCACCGCCAACAUGGUGGGUGGCCACCUCUCCGAUCCACCACAGCUAGAGAUGCGCCCUAACAUCGCAGUUCCUUGACUUUCUCAGGAUCAUAUCGAUGCGAGCCCCACCGUGAUUGGUGCUCCUUCCGAUCAUGGGCACCCACAGCCCAUGGAGGUGGAGGAAGCCAUCUCAGUGCUAGAUCGUAAGUCUUUGGAACGUGGACAGCACUGAGAGCUGCAAUCGGGUAUGGCUCUUGACGUCACAACUUCUUCGUCGGGUGCAGACAGUGCCUUUGCAGCCAAGCAUCUGGCCGAUCUCGGGCAGGAAGAGGCGGACUUUGCGGUCUGCGAUUGGGUCUUGAGGGAUUGGAACGCGCUCGACAAGAGGUUGACAGGGCCCGAGUUUGAGUGCGGUGGUCACAAAUGGUGCGUCGAGGGUGUUGAGCUGCGUCUUUUCUCGACGAGACUCGGCCACUGACUCUCUCCACCGUGUCCCAGGCGUAUCCUGCUUUUCCCAUUCGGCAACUCCAACGGACAGCCGAACGACAUGGUGUCGGUCUAUUUAGACUAUGCAAAUCCCAAGGAAAAGCCAGAAGGCUGGCAUGUUUGCGCGCAAUUCGCGCUGGUCAUUUCGAACUUGAACGACUCCCAAUGUCACUCCACGAGUCGUGAGUGAUGUGUGCAGUGAGGCUUGGCGAUCUGCGCUCUGCUGACCCAGAUGCUUUGAUCCGGCACACCUUUAGAGGCGCAUCAUCGCUUCACCGCAGAGGAGAUGGACUGGGGCUUUACAAGGUUCAACGAGUUGCGAAAGCUGGUAGCGCCUUCUGACGGCCGGCCCAGACCUAUCAUCGAAGAUGGCGCCGCGCGAGUCACGGCCUUUGUACGCGUGCUCAAGGAUCCUACGGGAGUGUUGUGGCACAACUUUAUCAAGUGAGUGAGGCGAGGGGAGGCGAAUCAGACUCUAUGCGCCCGUUGAAGAGUUGGAGGUGCGCGGCGGUGCCGCAAUCUGCUUGGAGCUGCGGACUGACGUCGUCCUUGCGUCCUCUCGCAGCUACGACUCGAAGAAAGAGACGGGCUACGUGGGAUUGAAGAACCAAGGAGCAACUUGCUAUAUGAACUCUUUGCUCCAGUCGUUGUUCUGCACAAAUUACUUCAGAAGAGUGAGUCGGGAACGCAAACUUGCACGCGAUUCUCCUACUGAGCACCUCGUCGCAAUCGCAGGCGGUGUACCAAAUUCCGACAGAACAGGACAUUCCGUCAGAAAGUGUAGCAUUGGCGUUGCAGCGCGUUUUUUAUUUGCUGCAAUCCUCAGAUCAGCCAGUCGGCACGAACGAGUUGACCAAGUCUUUUGGCUGGAAGUCAUUGGAUUCCUUUCUUCAACACGAUGUGCAAGAAUUCAACAGAGUGCUCCAGGAAAAGUUGGAGACCAAGAUGAAGGUGAGAUUUGCCAAUCCUCCGUACUUGCGAUUGAGCACAUCUGAUCGCCUUUUGCUCACGCACAGGGAACUGCUGCGGACGGAGCGAUCACGCGCUUAUUCGUCGGCCGCAUGAAGAGCUAUUUGCGCUGCGUGAAUGUGGACUACGAGUCGACUAGAUCAGAGGAUUUCUACGACAUUCAGCUCAAUGUUAAGGGCAUGGCAGAUCUUCACGACUCCUUCAAGGAUUACAUUCAAGUCGAGAUGCUCGAUGGCGAGAACAAAUAUGCAGCCGAGGGGCACGGUCUGCAAGACGCCAAGAAAGGCGUCAUCUUUGAGAGAUUUCCGCCCGUUCUCCAUUUGCAGCUGAAGCGAUUCGAGUACGACAUGGAAAAGGAUUCGAUGGUCAAGAUCAAUGAUCGCCACGAAUUCCCCCUUGACAUUGAUCUAGGAGAGUUCAUCGACAAGGACUCGGAAGUAGCUGGGGAAGAUUGGAAGUACCAGCUGCAUGGAGUGCUGGUGCACAGCGGCGAUCUGCACGGCGGACACUACUUUGCGCUCUUGAAACCCGAAAAGGACGGAAAGUGGUUCAAAUUCGACGACGAUCGCGUCACGCCCGUGACUCUGAAGGAGGUGCUUGAGGACAACUUUGGCGGAGAAAUUCCAAACGGCCAUCUCGGAGGCCAAGUUGGCGCCCGCGCGCCCGUCAGAGCGAUGAAGCGCUUCACAAACGCGUACAUGCUCGUCUACGUUAGGCAGCGGGCUGCUCCAGAAGUGCUCAAGCCCUUUGCUGUCGAAGAUACGCCCGCACAUCUUCGCGAGCGUCUCGAAGAAGAAAGGCUCGCAAUCGAGGCCCGGAAACGAGAGCGCGAGGAGCAGCACUUGUAUCUUACGGUGAAGGUGAGUCGCAGCAUAUUUGCGGAGACCGUUUUGCGACCUCACUGACCUAGUGCUCGUCGCUGUUGCGCGCAGCUCAUCACUGAAGACACAUUCAAGGGCCAUCAAGGUUUUGACUUGGCAACCUUUGAAGAGCGCAAUUUACCGGCGACGGAACUGGCUUCUUUCAGAGUUCUCAAAACGGAGUUGUUUCUCAACUUUAAGGCGCGCCUUGCACAGCAGUACGGCAUGUCCGAGGAAAGUAUCAGGCUGUGGGUGUUGGUCAAUCGUCAAAACAAGACUGUGCGGCCAGACACGCCAGUGCCAGAGUCCGACCCCAAUCUCACUCUAGAGACGGUGCGGGACAGGAUGGCUUCAAGACAGAACGAUUUGCGCUUGUACCUGGAGACCAUUUCGCCCGACACAAAUUACGGGGUCCCAGAUCCGCCCCUCAUGAUCUUUCUCAAGUACUUUGACGUCACUCGACAAACUCUGACCGGCCAAGGGAGGGUGUACGUCACCAAGGCAAUGAAGGUGGCGGACUUGGUACCGACCAUCAAUCAGAUGAUGAGGUGGCCCCCGACCGUGCAAGUCCGACUGUACGAGGAGAUCAAGCCGGGCAUGAUCGAACAGAUGAAGCCCAAGGCGACUUUUCAGCAGAGCGAGAUUCAGGAUGGAGACAUCAUCUGCUUUCAGUCUGAAAUGUCCGAGAAGGAGUGAGUGCACGCGAGCUUGCGAUUCGAGAUUUGCUAGCGAGAGGGUCCCGCGAAGGUGGGCGCGUUGCUGACGCGCCGAAUGUACCACAGUGCGCACGACAUUGAAGCGCAGUCGCUAUACUCUAACCCGAUCCAGUUUUACGACUUUUUGCAAAAUCAAAUCAAGGUCUUGUUCAAGCCAAAAGCCGAGGAUGCCGAAUACAAGGGGGAGUUUGAGUUGACCUUGUCCAAAAAGAUGACCUACGACAUGGUGCGUUGCGAGGAUCAUGCAUCGCCUCGUCGCUCCGCUCACAUGCUCGUCCACGUCCUCCUCAGAUGGCCGCCAAGUUCGCGGAGCGGUUGAAGCACGACCCCCUCAAGCUCAGAUUCACCACUGCGAAUGGACCGAACGGCACGCCCAAGACUGUCCUGAAGCGCACCGCAAAUCAGACUGUCAACGAGAUUGUUUCGCCGAGCUACAUUCAAGGACAAGCAUCUCUGCUGUACUAUGAAAAGCUAAACGUCUCGAUUGUCGAGCUGGAGACCAAGCGCAACUUGAAAGUGUGGUGGAUGGGGGCGCACAAUAAGGAAGAGGUGCGUGGCGUCGGCCGUGCUGCGCAGGGCGGUUGUGCGAUACUGACCGCGUCUUUCUUGCAGGCCGCUCAUCAAUUCCUCAUGCCCAAGACGAGCUCAUUCAAUGAGGUGGCAGACUACCUUUCCAAGCAAGUGACACUCGAGGACGGCGGCAGCGGCAAAAUUCGCGUGUUCGAAGUCGUCAAUGGCGGUCGGCAGCAGCGGGACAUACCUGGCGCAGAAAUGAUUGGCAACAUCAACGAGACUGCAGAGCUUUUUGGCGAAGAAGUUCCCAUUGAGGAGCUCCGGAUCAGUGACGAAGACCGGAUCAUCAACUGUUUCCACUUUUCCAAAGAGGUCCACAGGAUCCACGGUGUGCCUUUUAAAUUCAUUAUCAAGCCGGUGAGUUGCACGGGCGCACGAGCACGAGCACAAAGGUGUACGCUGACAGAUGACUCGUACGCAGGGAGAGAAAUUUGCCGACACCAAGCAAAGAUUACAAGCGCGCAUCGCGGUGCCGGACAAGGAAUUUGCCAAGUUUAGAUUCACGCUGGUCAUGUCGAGCACGUACAAGCAGCCCAACGUCUUGCAAGACGAUGAUGUCCUGUGAGUGGACGAUGGAUGAAGCGCGCGACGUGGGAAGCGUUGCAAUAAUGACGCCUGACAUUCUUGCCCACCACUAGUUUCGAGCACAAGUGGAUGACAGACGAUGCUUUGGGUCUCGAUCACAUUGAUAGAGCGACAAAGUCUGGAAGAAUCGUCACGGCCGCGCAAGAUCGUGGCAUUCGUAUCCGGAAUUAA